CUCCGUUGCACACUUUUGGAAGGGCUAUUUCAAGAAAUGUAGCAAUUGUGAAAAAUGCAACAAGAAGACUACGGUAAGUGUCAGGCUCCUCCUCAGACUGCACGCGGAACAUUGAUGUGGAAACACUUCACUUGCUGGAAAAGCCUCAAGUAAAAGACAACAGCGAAGUCUGAGAAGCUGACGUUGUUUAAAAUGUCUGAAGACGCGAAGAAAUUCUCUUCAUUCGACAAAGGUAUCAAUUUGGUGUCAAAACCAAGCGAUCUCGAUGAAUAUGAUAAUGAGCCGGAUGUGUUAAGAGCUGUGUUAUCCUGCGGUCACGUCACAGAUCCAGAGACACUGACUGAUUGUUGCAGAGCUCAGAUGGAUGAUGGAAAGACCGAAUUCAAAUGUCCGCUGUGUGAGAAGAAAUGGCCAUAUGAUGAAGUGCGAAAACUGGCAAAACUUUCAGAUGAUGAGAAAUUAAUUUUUGAGGACAAGGUUGGGACAAACACUGUUAAGAAGUUAGUCGACUUCAGGGGUUGUCCUGGUUGUGGCACCUUCGUUGAAAGGUUGGAUGUUUCCAAUCUCUGUGUAAAAUGCUCAGUUUGCACAGAAAGGACCAGAAAAACCUAUCAUUUCUGCUGGCAGUGUCUGAGAGAGUGGAAAGGACCUGGACCUCGAGCUGAUCGAUGUGCUAAUGUGGGAUGUACAAUUGACCAGAAACUGCUUAAAGACUGUCCGAUGAUCACUUUAAAAUCAGUUCAAAAUGUGCAGUGUCCAGCGAUCCGUGCAUGCACAUCUUGUGGCAUUCUGCUUGAACACAAUAACAAGGGACAUAAAAUUAUAGAAUGUCAUGCAUGCAAUAACCGAUUUUGUUUUAUCUGUUUAAAGCCUGCAGAUGAGUGCAUAAAAACAACAACCCAUUACAUUGUAUGCACAGCUGGUGUUGCACCAAGACAGGUUGAUUAAGCAUAUGUGCAACAAAAUUGAUAUCAGCAAGAGUGCACAGAAAGCAUGGUCUCCCAUGCAUUAAAUUUGAAAACAUUUAAUUUAUGACAUGUUUAGCUAUUUGGAAAUAUAAACAAAUAUA
Sinocyclocheilus rhinocerous is the source of this 1069-nucleotide messenger RNA. RefSeq lists its product as uncharacterized. The coding region runs from base 193 to 948 and encodes 251 amino acids. NCBI's taxonomy places the organism in Eukaryota, Metazoa, Chordata, Actinopteri, Cypriniformes, Cyprinidae. The transcript has 5 exons. The record is from RefSeq and is a predicted model, not a curated record.